GCCAACAUGGACUAUAAUGUUGCUAUCUUCGAUUCCCAGGCCCGUUUAGUGGUGAUUCGGAGUCUUGAGAGCUAUUGAGACAUCAUGGCAACGGAGUAUGACCUCAUAAUUGUCAACGGAAUCGUAGUUACAGAUACCGAGGUUCAAGAGUGGGAUGUUGCAAUCAAAGAUGAGAAGAUUGCAAAGAUCGUCCCAAGAGGAGGAUUGAAAGAUGUCAAAGCAGCACAUAUGAUAGACGCUGAAAAUGGAUACGUUAUGCCAGGAGGAGUCGAUGCUCAUGUACAUCUCCAAGAGCCCCCAUUAUUCGGGAAAGGUUCCACAGCAGACAACUACGAGACCGGAAGCCGAUCAGCAGUAUGCGGCGGAACAACAACCAUGGUGACAUUCGCGCCGCAGAAGAAGACGGAAGACACUCUACUAGACACGUUACACGCAACACACGAGAAAGCAAAGAACAACUGCUACAUCGACUACUCCUUCCAUCUCCUUGUUGGCAACCCCUCAAACCGCGCACUCUCCGAGUUCAAAACCUUACGCGAAGAGGGCAUCUCAUCUUUGAAGAUAUAUAUGACUUACGAAGCGCUACAACUUCACGACGGCCAGAUCCUCGACGUACUCCUCGAAGCCAGAAAGCAAGGCAUAACUACCAUGGUCCACGCGGAGAAUGGGCAAGUGAUAGACUGGAUGACCGCGCAGCUCGAGAAGCGGAAACUCUUCGCUCCAAAGUAUCAUGGAUCCUCGCACCCACCCUUGGCCGAAAUUGAAGCUACAUAUCGCGCCAUAAGCCUAUCUGAAUUCAUGGACGCACCAAUUCUGAUUGUGCACGUAUCUACGCCCGCAGCAGCGGCGCAUAUAAAAGCCGCACAAGACCGCGGGCUGCCCAUCUUCGCUGAGACAUGUCCCCAGUACCUCUUCCUCACCAAGCAGGAUCUCGCUCAGCCAGGCUUCGAAGGUGCAAAGUGUGUGUGUUCGCCACCACCACGAGAGAGCGAGGCUGACUGCGAUGUGAUUUGGGAAGGCCUUGCGAACGGGACUUUCACAAUAUUAUCCUCUGAUCACUGCCCAUUCAGAUAUGAUGACAGCGAGACUGGUAAAAAGAGCAGUGUCAACGAAGAAUACCCCCUAGGCCAUUUCAAAUACAUCCCUAACGGCUGCCCUGGCAUCGAAACAAGACUUUCGCUUACCUUGUCCGCGAAUCGACUCGACGUCAAAAAGUUCGUUGAAGUUACGUCUUCUAAUCCCGCCAAGCUUUACGGCCUGUAUCCACUAAAAGGUGCACUGGUCGAGGGGCAGUCGGAUGCAGAUAUAAAUAUCUGGUAUUCACCGGGCAAGAUGGAACACUUUGAGCUAAAGAACGAGAUGUUGCAUCAUGAUGUCGACUACACACCGUUUGAGGGAAGGACCUUGAUGCAGUGGCCACGAUACACGAUACUGAGAGGGAAAGUCGUAUGGGGCAAAGAGAAUGGGGGAUUACUUGGGGAGAAGGGAUACGGAAAGUUCAUCAAGAGAGAGGCGAGUAGUCUUGCAAAGCCAUUGAAGGAAGGCGAUUGGGAGCUGCCACUAUGAGCAGGCUCGUGCGAUCAAAGUAUAGCACAAUAUUCAAAGUUC
Messenger RNA from Cucurbitaria berberidis CBS 394.84, 1608 nucleotides. Its product is annotated as D-hydantoinase. Gene Ontology annotation, cellular component: cytoplasm. Gene Ontology annotation, molecular function: hydrolase activity, acting on carbon-nitrogen (but not peptide) bonds. The record is from RefSeq and is a predicted model, not a curated record. NCBI's taxonomy places the organism in Eukaryota, Fungi, Ascomycota, Dothideomycetes, Pleosporales, Cucurbitariaceae. The transcript has 2 exons. Bases 85 to 1566 code for a protein of 493 amino acids.